Guillardia theta CCMP2712 is the source of this 1188-nucleotide messenger RNA. RefSeq lists its product as hypothetical. Lineage: Eukaryota; Cryptophyceae; Pyrenomonadales; Geminigeraceae. The record is from RefSeq and is a predicted model, not a curated record. The transcript has 11 exons. Bases 19 to 1173 code for a protein of 384 amino acids.
GGUCAGCCCGGUUCCGCCAUGGCGUACGGAGACCUGGAGAGGCGCAGGACGCGCGUGUUUGCGAUGGCAGGAGGCUCCUUCCUCAUUGCCCUGGCAUGCCUGAACAUGAUGGCAAGCUUCAAGAGCACGAGGACGACCAUGCUCAAGUCCAAGAUGGACCCGUACGUGAGCUCCCGCGCUGCCAGGAGUGAUCUCAACAGCUACUUCGACAAGCUGCCAGUUCACAAGGGCAAGAGGAUGGGCAUCUCUGCUCGUCGUGCCCGCAUGCAGCUGAACAGCAUCUUCCAGCAAGACCCUUCUGUGAUGCAUCAGGCGAAGGCUCUCAACCAGAGAGUGAGGAGGCAGGUGGUUCAGGACCUUGCCUUCAGCUCCAAGAACGCCAAGGACGACAUCGACUCCUACUUCGAUUCGAUGCAGCCCGAGACGCACAAGUACUCCUACCACCACCACCAGCACGACAAGUCUGAUGCCGAUGAGGGCUUGAGCCACGCUCAGCUCCAGGAGAGACUCGUCAAGUUCAAGAAGCAGAACCCUGAGUUCGCCAAGAAGGUGGAGGAGGCGCAUGCGAUGUGGAUGAAGAACCACAAGGCUCCUCCUAAGACGAUGAAGGAGAAGAAGGAAUACGGCGUGCUCCUGAACAAGUACGUCGGAGACAUGGCGGCGAUUCUUUCGGGCAAAGAGGCACCCCAGCCAGCCAAGGCUUCCAAGCCAGCCAAGGCUAGCCUCAAGUCCCAGGCGUUCAAGGCCUACAUGGCACAGCAUCCUGAUACCAAGAAGAAGUUCAUGAAGGCUCAGGGAAUUUUCUUGAAGAAGUAUGGUCACUUGCCGCAGAACGAUGGAGAGAAGCAAACGUUCAAGGCUCUGCUCAAGAAGUACGUCGGACAUCUCGACAUCUCGGUUAAGAAGACGCUUGGCAAGGAUUCCGCGGACGUGAAGUCUGGAGCUGACGACAGCACCGCCAGCAAGGUGGACGAUGAGACGAAGCAGAAGAUGUUGAAGACGAUGGAGAAGAAGGACCCAACACUCCAGCAGAAGCUCAAAGAGGCCCACGACGUCUGGAUCAAGACCGGCCAUAAGGGACCCCCCAAGAAUGCAGAGGAGGAGAAGCAGUACAGGAAGCUCCUCGACCAGAUGGUCGGCGAGGAGAGGACCAAGGCUGUCAAGUCCAUGUAAACAUUGAGAUCCUUU